CCAAAGCCUAUCGAUGGCGAGGAAGAAAGCCUUUUUGUUCCUGUCAUGGGGGUAACUGGCUCAGGGAAAAGCACGUUCAUCUCACUACUGGCCGAUGAGCAUGUUGCAAUCAGUGACAGUUUAAAUUCAUGUGAGUUAUCAGCUGGACACCCGUCAAGAGAUAGAUUGUUCUUUCUUGACACUCCUGGAUUCAACGAUACAAAUCGCUCUGACAUUGAGAUUCUCAAAGAAAUUGCUUCUUCCCUGGUCCACUGGCGCCAGAAGGGCUGGAAACUGGCCGGUGUGAUAUACUUGCACCGCAUCAUUGAUCCGCGGAUCGGAGGAGCUGCUUUAAAAAACCUCCAUAUGUUUCAAGCACUCUGCGGGAUCGAAAACUACCAUCGAAUUGUUCUAGUCACAAACAUGUGGAAUGAACUCGGACCAAGCGAAGUGGAGCAGCAAGUUGGUGAGCGAAGGGAAGCCGAAUUGCAGAAGCAACCCCAAUUUUGGGGACCGUUGAUUGAUCACGGUAGUCUGUGUAUGAGACACAAGGGCUCUAAAGAGUCGGCUUUGGAGAUCCUGGAUCUCAUUUGCGAUCUUGGGGGGGGCGUCGAUCUGCAGAUUGUCAGACAACUCGCGCUUCAUAACUUGCGACUGGACGAGACCGAAGCUGGUAAGUAUAUCCAAGCUGAGCUGCAGACAGCCAAGGAGAGAUCCGAGAGGGAGCACUCCUCGCUCAUGCAGAGCCUGGAUGAAGCAAGAGGGGAAGGGGACGAGGAGGCCGUCAAGGACAUUCAGAGUGAUAUUCAUGAAGCCACGAUGAGACUCGAGCAACUAGAUCGCCGCCGUAAGGAUCUCGAAAUAUCAGCUCAAGAACUGUCU
Aspergillus vadensis CBS 113365 is the source of this 861-nucleotide messenger RNA. RefSeq lists its product as uncharacterized. The record is from RefSeq and is a predicted model, not a curated record. NCBI's taxonomy places the organism in Eukaryota, Fungi, Ascomycota, Eurotiomycetes, Eurotiales, Aspergillaceae. The transcript has 2 exons. The annotation marks the transcript as partial.